Ichthyophthirius multifiliis is the source of this 752-nucleotide messenger RNA. Its product is annotated as Yip1 domain member 6 protein. NCBI's taxonomy places the organism in Eukaryota, Ciliophora, Oligohymenophorea, Hymenostomatida. Gene Ontology annotation, cellular component: membrane; trans-Golgi network. The transcript is spliced from 3 exons. The record is from RefSeq and is a predicted model, not a curated record. Gene Ontology annotation, biological process: endoplasmic reticulum to Golgi vesicle-mediated transport.
AAAAUACAAAAUUUAAUCAAAACUUUUAAUCUUAAACAAAAAUAAAAUGGAUAUAGAAAAUACAGUUAAUGGACUGACUUAAUAAAUGUAAUCUUAAAAAUAACCACAUUAAAAAAAAUAAAAAAUUGCAUCAACAUUAUAAGAACCUGUUUCUGAAACAAUAGUAUGAAAAUAAGCAUAUUAAAAAAUAAAAUAAAAAAGAUAAGAGAUUUAAGAAUGAUAGGAUAUAAAUUAAAAUAUGUAUUAUUUCCUAAAAUGAGGGAAGAAGAAAAGCAAAAUAAAAGUUUAAGAAAUUGGGAUUUAUGGGGUCCGUUGCUUUUAUGUUUAAGUUUAGCAAUGUAUAAAUAUAUAAUUGAAAUACAAAAAAUAUAUGUAAUUAAAAAAAGGACUUUAAGUAUUGCAUCAUCAUAAUAAGCCGAAAAAGUAUUUGCAAUAAUAUUUAUUUUAAUAUGGUCAGGAGCUGUAGUAAUAACUUUAAAUGCUAAAUUACUAGGCGGAAAAAUAUCUUUCUUUUAAUCUGUAUGUGUAUUAGGUUAUUGCAUUUUCCCAAUAAAUAUAGCCUCAUUUAUUAAUUUAUUUAUUCCAGAAACUAAAGAUAUAUUUAUUUUGAUUAAAGCUGGCAUUUGUUUUAUGAGUUUUAUUUGGUCUACUAAAGGUAAUUAAAUAUAUUUUUUAUUUUUAAUUAAAAAUAGCAUCUGUACCUUUCAUGAAUACUCUUGUAAGUGAAUAAAAGAAAUUAUUAGCAGUUUAUC